CAGGAAGAGGAAGGCGUGUGCACAGGAUUAACAAGGAGUCGUGCUUAUAGAAUUGUAUUAAAAAGCCUAGUUUCUUUAUACAUACAUUUUAUUUCUAUAAACGCUGUGUUGUCGCAAUGGUGUAUCACUCGCUGGCGUUACCCAUGAUCUGCUUCACCACGCUGUGGGGUUUGGUGGGGGUUGUCGCUCCGUUUUUUGUCCCGAAAGGACCAAACAGAGGUGUCAUCAUAACCAGUCUGGUGCUCACCGCCGUUUGCUGCUAUUUAUUCUGGUUGGUAGCUAUACUGGCCCAAACAAACCCUCUGUUUGGACCUCAGCUGAAGAAUGAGACUAUUUGGUAUCUGCGAUACUUCUGGGAAUAGAUGCAGGUGUCAUUUGCCAAGUUUGGACCAUUCAUCACAUGCGUCAAUCAAAACCCCCAAAUAAUCAUGUGCAUCCUGCGUCAGUGCAUAAUGGUGUUAAGAGACAUGUUUUAACAUUUUAAUUACAAAAAUAAUAAUAAUAAUUGUAUCUAUUGUUUAAAAUAUAUUUCAUAAUGUAUUAUAUGUAUUAGAAUAUUCUGAAAAUACGUUCAAAUGUUGUUAGGAAUAGGCUAUCAUAUUUAAAUAUGUAUAAAGAAAUGUAAUAGUGAUAUCCGUGUGAUGUGCAAAGCGUUAGGAAAAUGUUUCAUUUGUGUGUUUUAGAUGUCUGAAAGUUGGAAUUUGAACUAAUAGCUUUUUGUUUUGCAUCAGGGCACAUAUAUAUUAACAUUAUUCCACUGUUAUUAUGUAGAUUCAUCCUUACUUGCAUGUGCACUGUCCUUUAUCCAUGUUUACAUUACUUGUUAAAAUUAUAUUUGCAUUCAUUUUAUUUAUUGUUUUUGUUUGACAAUGUGAUGGAUAUGCUAUUUAUGUUUUAUGACAUUGUAAGUACAGUAUGAGGCUGUGUUAUAUAUGAAAGUCGGAGGAGAAUAAAAUGGAAAUGUGAAGACAAACCUACUUUAGUUUCAAAAUA
Molecule: messenger RNA, 993 nt
Organism: Xyrauchen texanus (razorback sucker)
Lineage: Eukaryota; Metazoa; Chordata; Actinopteri; Cypriniformes; Catostomidae
Gene: atp6v0e2
Product: ATPase H+ transporting V0 subunit e2
Exons: 4
Coding region: 117-362 (81 amino acids)
Biological process (GO): proton transmembrane transport
Cellular component (GO): proton-transporting V-type ATPase, V0 domain
Molecular function (GO): proton-transporting ATPase activity, rotational mechanism
Source: RefSeq, a predicted model, not a curated record